CUGUAGAGCCCCCAAAGCCAACUCGAGAGCCACCAAGGCCACCAAGGCCACCUGUAGAGCCACCAAAGCCAACUCAAGAGCCACCAAGGCCACCGAAGCCCAACUCGAGAGCCACCAAGGCCACUGAAGCCCAACUCUAGAGCCACCAAAGGCAAUGAAGCCCAACUCGAGAGCCACCAAGGCCACCAAAGCCCAACUCAAGAGCCACCAAAGCCAACUCGAAAGCCACCAAGGCCCAAUCAAGUGCCACCAAGGCCACCAAAGCCCAACUGUAGAGCCACCAAAGCCAACUCCAGAGCCACCAAGGCCACCGAAGCCCAACUCAAGAGCCACCAAAGGCGACUCAAGAGCCACCAAGGCCACCAAGGCCCCCCGCAGAGCCACCAAGGGCAGCAGCGGAGCCCCCGGGGCCGCAGCCAUGAACUCGUCGGGCUACGAAGACGCGGCGCCGGCCGAGGAGGCGGAGGAGCUGCCGGCGGCGGAGAAGGAGCUGGCGGAGGACGCGCCGUGGAAGAAGAUCCAGCAGAACACGUUCACGCGGUGGUGCAACGAGCACCUCAAGUGCGUCAACAAGAGCAUCGGGGACCUGCAGAGGGACCUGGGCGACGGCCUGCGCCUCAUCGCCCUGCUGGAGGUGCUGAGCCAGAAGAAGAUGGGCAGGAAGCACCACCCCAGGCCCAACUUCCGCCAGAUGAAGCUGGAGAACGUCUCGGUGGCGCUGGAGUUCCUGGAGAGGGAGAGGAUCAAGCUGGUGUCCAUCGACAGCAAGGCCAUCGUGGACGGCAACCUGAAGCUGAUCCUGGGCCUGGUGUGGACGCUCAUCCUGCACUACUCCAUCUCGCUGCCCGUGUGGGAGGAGGAGGACGAGGCGGCGCGGCAGCAGACGCCCAAGCAGCGCCUCCUGGGCUGGGUGCAGCACCGCGUGCCGCAGCUCCGCAUCACCAACUUCAACCGCGACUGGAACGACGGCAGGGCGCUGGGGGCGCUGGUGGACAACUGUGCGCCGGGGCUGUGCCCCGACUGGCAGAGCUGGGACCCGGCGCAGCCGGUGCAGAACGCGCGUGAGGCCAUGCAGCAGGCGGACGACUGGCUGGGGGUCCCACAGGUCAUCGCCCCCGAGGAGAUCGCGGACCCGAACGUGGACGAGCACUCGGUGAUGACGUACCUCUCGCAGUUCCCCAAGGCCAAGCUGAAGCCCGGCGCCCCGCUGCGGCCCAGGGCGCUGCGGCCCGAGUGCGUGAGAGCCUACGGGCCCGGGCUGGAGCCGCAGGGCAACACGGUGCUGCAGCCGGCUCGCUUCACGGUGGAGACGCAGGAGGCGGGCAGCGGGGAGGUGCUGGUGUACAUCCAGGACCCCGAGGGACACACCGAGGAGGCCCAGGUGGUGGCCAACAACGAUGAGAAGAGAAGCUUCUCUGUCACCUACGUCCCCAAAGUGGCGGGGCUGCACAAGGUGACGGUGCUGUUUGGGGGGCAGAACAUCUCCGGGAGCCCCUUUGGGGUGAACGUGGCCAUGGCGCACGGCGACGCCAGCAAAGUGUCGGCACGCGGCCCCGGCAUCGAGCCCAGCGGCAACGUGGCCAACAAGGCCACCUACUUCGACAUCUACACCGCAGGUGGGCGCGCGGCCGUGGCACCCAGUGGCGCUGGGGGCAGCUGGGGGGCGCUGGGGGGCGCUGGGUGA
This is a messenger RNA of Tympanuchus pallidicinctus (lesser prairie-chicken), 1684 nucleotides long. Its product is annotated as filamin-C-like. Gene Ontology annotation, biological process: actin cytoskeleton organization. The record is from RefSeq and is a predicted model, not a curated record. The transcript has 12 exons. Gene Ontology annotation, molecular function: actin filament binding. Bases 155 to 1684 code for a protein of 509 amino acids. Lineage: Eukaryota; Metazoa; Chordata; Aves; Galliformes; Phasianidae.